AUGCAAAAGGUUGGCACAGAUCCGAAGUUGACAAUGGCUGCUUGGGAAAAUGAUGUCAAAGGCAAUGCUAGAAAGAUCACACAUCGAAGAAAAAAAGGAAAGUUCACACAGCAACAGAAAACCAUUGUGGAAAAAUGCUUUGACGAAGGGGAACAAGACAAGAAAAAGCGGUACACCACUUCAUCCUGCCAGAAAUUGAUGUCAGAUAAAUUGGGACAGCACUUCACUCUAACAGAAAACCAAAUUGCUAGUUAUUGGAGCAAUUACCGGAAAAGAAAAAGGGAAGGUUCAAAACAAAAACAGAACAAAAAGCAAAAGCUAAAUUAG
This is a messenger RNA of Paramuricea clavata, 327 nucleotides long. NCBI's taxonomy places the organism in Eukaryota, Metazoa, Cnidaria, Anthozoa, Malacalcyonacea, Plexauridae. The record is from the annotation of a GenBank genome assembly.